AUGGACCCAACACACGAUCCCAAUUUCACCCCUCCUUCCAAGAAUUUAAAUAUGGAGCCACCGGCACCUUCUUCCAAAAUACCAAUUAACGUUCCUAUACAACCUUAUGUAUUAGCUGAUUUAGGUGAAGCAUUAGAUUUACCCACAUCCCAUCCAAGAUCUAAUAGAAUUUAUUCCAUUUCAAAUGAACAACAUAUUGAAGGGAAAUAUCAUUCCAAGAUCCCAAGAAUCCAUACUGAAUUAAUGAGUUCAUCUUCUUCCGACGACGAAGUAGUUAUAACAGAUGAUUCCCCCUAUCCGGAACCAAUAGAAGAACAAGCAGGAAGUAGCAGUUCCCAAAAGGGCGGACAAUCUUCAGGUCAAGAAAUCUUACCUGCUAGUAUUCAAGUGAAAUCUUCCCAGAUCGCCGACUUGGAAGAAGUGCCUCAUGGAAUUCAAAGGCAAGCUUCGGAAUUAUCAGAAUAUCAAUUCCCAACUCAUAGAUUAGCCACAACUUUACUGGAUGAUAGUAAAUACCCCUUGGUUAUAGUUGCAUGUGGAUCUUUCUCACCCAUAACUUAUUUACAUUUACGAAUGUUUGAAAUGGCUCUAGAUUCAAUUACGGAACAAACAAGAUUUGAAGUUAUUGGAGGAUAUUAUUCCCCAGUUUCAUCCAAUUAUAAAAAAGCGGGUUUGGCUCCAGCUCAUCAUCGUGUAAGAAUGUGUGAAUUGGCAUGUGAAAGAACUUCAAGUUGGUUAAUGGUUGAUGCAUGGGAAUCAUUGCAACCAAGAUAUACUCGUACCGCAUUAGUAUUGGAUCAUUUUAAUGAAGAAAUAAAUGUGAAAUUAGGUGGUAUUAAGACUAAAAGUGGUGAAAUGAGAGGAGUUAAAAUUAUGUUAUUAGCCGGGGGAGAUUUAAUUGAAUCAAUGGGUGAACCUGAUGUUUGGGCAGAUUUAGAUUUACAUCAUAUAUUAGGAAAAUAUGGAUGUUUGAUUGUUGAAAGAACAGGAUCAGAUGUUAGAAGUUUUUUGUUAAGUCAUGAUAUAAUGUAUGAACAUAGAAGAAAUGUAUUGGUAAUUAAACAAUUGAUUUAUAAUGAUAUUUCAAGUACAAAAAUACGAUUGUUUAUUAGAAGAGGAAUGUCAGUACAAUAUUUGUUACCUAAUUCGGUUAUUAGAUAUAUCCAACAACAUAAUUUAUAUUGUGAUUCAGAACCUGUUAAACUGGUUAUGUCUGAUAGAGCUGAUUAG
Hemisphaericaspora subhashii is the source of this 1230-nucleotide messenger RNA. Its product is annotated as nicotinamide-nucleotide adenylyltransferase. The record is from RefSeq and is a predicted model, not a curated record. Lineage: Eukaryota; Fungi; Ascomycota; Pichiomycetes; Serinales; Debaryomycetaceae. The transcript has a single exon. The coding region runs from base 1 to 1230 and encodes 409 amino acids. Gene Ontology annotation, molecular function: nicotinamide-nucleotide adenylyltransferase activity; nicotinate-nucleotide adenylyltransferase activity. Gene Ontology annotation, biological process: NAD+ biosynthetic process.